UACAGAUACAUUUAUUCAAAAAUUACAACAAAUAUUACAUGAAUACAGACCUAAUAACCCUUUGUUCUCUGGACUUGGCCCUCUUACUUCAACCGAACGAGAAGAUAAUAUUAAUGACAACAUGGAUAUUGAUAAUAAUCCUACAGCUAAUAACACCAACACUACACAGAAACAACAAAAUACUAACAUCAAUACACAAUAA
Racocetra fulgida is the source of this 202-nucleotide messenger RNA. NCBI's taxonomy places the organism in Eukaryota, Fungi, Glomeromycota, Glomeromycetes, Diversisporales, Gigasporaceae. The record is from the annotation of a GenBank genome assembly.